AUGGGAGCCGCCCGCCUGCUGCCCAACCUCACGGUGUGCCUGCAGCUGUUGAUUCUCUGCUGUCAGACGCAGGGGGAGAAUCACCCGUCUCCUAAUUUUAACCAGUACGUGAGGGACCAGGGUGCCAUGACCGACCAGCUGAGCAGGCGGCAGAUCCGCGAGUACCAGCUUUACAGCCGAACCAGUGGCAAGCACGUGCAGGUCACCGGGCGUCGCAUCUCUGCCACCGCUGAAGAUGGCAACAAGUUUGCCAAGCUCAUAGUGGAGACGGACACAUUCGGCAGCCGGGUACGCAUCAAGGGGGCUGAGAGCGAGAAGUACAUCUGUAUGAACAAGAAGGGCAAGCUCAUCGGGAAGCCCAGCGGGAAGAGCAAGGAUUGCGUGUUCACUGAGAUAGUGCUGGAGAACAACUACACGGCCUUCCAGAAUGCCCGGCAUGAGGGCUGGUUCAUGGCCUUCACACGGCAGGGCCGGCCCCGCCAGGCCUCCCGCAGCCGCCAGAACCAGCGCGAGGCCCACUUCAUCAAGCGCCUCUACCAGGGCCAGCUGCCCUUCCCCAACCACGCAGAGAGGCAGAAGCAGUUCGAGUUUGUGGGCUCAGCCCCCACCCGCAGGACCAAGCGCACUCGGGGGCCCCAGCCCCUCACGUAGAGGCCAGUUGCCUUCCCAGCCCUUCCCUUCCUGAUCCAAAGACUGGGCUGGGGUGGAGGGAGGGGAGCCAGACGCCCCCAUCCAAAGACCCUGAGAAUAUGACGCACCAGAGCCCCAGCUGGUAAGAGAUAGGACCACUGCGCCUUGGGUCCGGGCACUGCACACUGGAAUAGGCAGACCCCUUCC
Messenger RNA from Cavia porcellus (domestic guinea pig), 837 nucleotides. RefSeq names its product fibroblast growth factor 17 (gene Fgf17). Lineage: Eukaryota; Metazoa; Chordata; Mammalia; Rodentia; Caviidae. Gene Ontology annotation, biological process: positive regulation of protein phosphorylation; positive regulation of gene expression; fibroblast growth factor receptor signaling pathway. The coding region runs from base 1 to 651 and encodes 216 amino acids. Gene Ontology annotation, cellular component: cytoplasm. Gene Ontology annotation, molecular function: growth factor activity; fibroblast growth factor receptor binding. The transcript has 5 exons. The record is from RefSeq and is a predicted model, not a curated record.